This is a messenger RNA of Branchiostoma belcheri (Belcher's lancelet), 1932 nucleotides long. RefSeq names its product paraneoplastic antigen Ma3-like. The transcript has a single exon. Gene Ontology annotation, molecular function: zinc ion binding; nucleic acid binding. The record is from RefSeq and is a predicted model, not a curated record. Lineage: Eukaryota; Metazoa; Chordata; Leptocardii; Amphioxiformes; Branchiostomatidae. Bases 519 to 1526 code for a protein of 335 amino acids.
GGAAUGACAUAAGGUGUUUAGAUGUUGCAUUAGGUAAGCCGUUUCGGACGUUCGAACGGCGACGUUAGCGUCCGUUCGACGUCCGAACGGCUACGUUAGGAUCCGUACGUAUACGUUAAGAUCGACGACGUUCGAUCACGUUCUUAGAAUAAACGAGAGGUUUUUGAGUUGAAGUCUUUGUGUACGGACGUCUUUUUUGUGUGCUCUGUGUCCUCUUCUUUUCUUGUCUUGCUCUUACUUUACACCGUGUACUCGGAGGCGGAAAUCCCACGACGAUCAACAACGAACCCCUUACAUUUGGCGACGAGGAUGGGAUUUGGGAUUUAUCGCCGAGAACCUGAGAACACCAAACAUCGUGAGGACAGCGGAGGACCGAAGGUUAGAGAAACACAUUCAUGCAUUGCCUGCCUGACCGCUUAGUGAAAUUUGCUUUAGGAUUUUAGUGGGAAUUGAAGUGAGUCCGUGUAGAGCCAGGGUCGAAGUUAGUGAAUAGAAGUUGUUAGGUUUUAUCUUUAACAAUGGCAGAAGGACAGGAGGGGGCACACGCCACCACGGUUAUGUACGUACCAUUCGAAAGAAAGUGGACAAAGUUUUCUGGGUCUCCUACGGGCCCCGUCGUAGAGGAAUGGCUGGACGAAAUGGAAAGUGCUUUCUUGCUAUAUAACACACCAGAGGCGCAGCAAGCAGGGUUACUGUAUAGGAAUCUCGAGGGGCAGGCCAAGCGCCAGAUAGCUGUGUUGUCGACUGACGACCAAAAAGAUAAGACGAAAGUGAGCGAUGUUCUGAAAGCAACAUUUGGGGACACUGCCCCGGUGUCAGCAAUCAUGGGUAUGUUCUAUGCUAGGGAACAAGAGAGAGGAGAAUCCAUAACUGUAUACGCGCUAAGCUUACAGGAACUCCUAAAAAGAGCAGCCAGGAGGCGGGGAAAUUCGUUAGCGGAAGAAGAUACCAUGCUAAGGGAUAGAUUCUUAGAUGGUCUGAGGGAUAAGGACCUGGAGAGGCAGUUACGCCAAUACAUUAGAUCAGCUAGCGCGGCAAACCCCAGGAAGUUCCCAGAUGUCAGACUUGAAGCCCUUCACCUGAGUGGGGAAUGGGGCCGGGAAAAGGGUGAAGCCCGACAAAAUGCGACAAUGGUAGAGUCGGCUUUGCUUGCUGAGAUGGCUAGGUUGAGGGAGGAAACGGGUAAGACGAUGGAGUCCCUACGUAAGGAGCUUCACAGCCUAAAGUUUGAAAAUCAAAACAGCCGUAGACAGGGUUCACCCAGGGUCCAACCUAACGGUGUCCGACAAGGACAGGCUGGAUGGGACAAUCAGGGACGCCCGAUCUGCUAUUCGUGUCAGGAACCAGGACACAUACAGCGAGAGUGCCCCAAUGUAAGGAGGUGCUACGUUUGCGGGGACCCGGGGCAUAUCCAGAGGGACUGCCCUUGGGGCAGCCAGGGGUCUAGAUACAACAACGCCCGUACUAAGCCUCAGAACAACACCCGCAGGCCCCAGAAUCAGACUAACACUCAUUCCCCAAACUAGUUAGGCCCGCGGCCGAGGGACCAGGUGCGCGGGUGAAGUCAGUAGCUAGUUGUGCGUCCCAAGGUAUGAGUGUAAAUAGUGAUACAUGUAUUAGUGAUGACUUAAAGUCCGUUCUGUCUCGGACGAUCGGGAAAUGUAAUGUAGUAGACGUGGAUUUUGAAGGAGUAAACGUCCCGUGCCUGAUUGAUACGGGAUCGCAGGUUACUACCAUGACAUUUAGUUUUUUCAAAUCACAUUUCGGGGAAAGAGGGGAGAGACUUAAGGACGUUUCAAGUUGGUUGAAGUUAACAGGGGCCAACGGACUACCCAUUAAGUUUGUCGGGUAUUGCGAGCUUGAUGUGACGUUUAGGGGUCGCACGCUUCCAAAGCGUGGGGUAAUUAUUGUUGAAGAUGGAUGUGGGUCUGC